Molecule: messenger RNA, 1782 nt
Organism: Dissoconium aciculare CBS 342.82
Lineage: Eukaryota; Fungi; Ascomycota; Dothideomycetes; Mycosphaerellales; Dissoconiaceae
Product: acetyl-CoA synthetase-like protein
Exons: 2
Coding region: 1-1782 (593 amino acids)
Biological process (GO): fatty acid metabolic process
Molecular function (GO): medium-chain fatty acid-CoA ligase activity
Source: RefSeq, a predicted model, not a curated record
AUGGCAGCGGGGAGCCUCCGCCCAUCAGCAUUCCUCUCCGCCAUUCAAUCGCAUGACCCCGAUAGCAUCGCGGUAGUGCACUCAAUCUCCGGGAGGCAGUUCACAUAUGGCGCGUUGCUACACGACAUCGUGGCUGCGAAGCAGAAGGUUUUGUCCGCCAUUGGUAGGAAAGAGAACGAACUUGCUGGGGAACGCGUAGCUUUCUUGGUCGAGAAUAGCUAUGAUUAUGUAGUCACACUCUUGAUGCUCAUGGCAUCCGAUGCGAUCGCUGUUCCUUUGGCGCCUGCGUUUCCUGCGGAAGAGAUGCGAUACCAGAUCAACCAAAGUGGAGCACUGGCAUUAUUGUACUCUGACAAGUUUGCCAAAAUCGGGGCUGCUGUGCUACAACAAGGAUUGGACAACAAUCCCACAGGCGUGAAACUGGACAAACUCAUGCCUCGCGAAACGCAACCGGCAGAGCAGAUCAAAUUUCUGUCAUCAAGCGAGGAGGCUUUGGGUGGCAUGAUGCUCUACACUUCUGGCACGACUGCGAAGCCGAAAGGCGUCCUUCUUCCACAAUCAGCACUCGAGGCGCAAAGUAAGAGCUUGGCGGAGGCCUGGAAUUAUUCGCCCAAGGAUCGCUUAUUGCACGUUCUUCCGCUACAUCACAUCCACGGUACUGUCAAUGCGCUCUUGACACCUUUGCUUGCUGGCAGCACGAUCGAGUUCAUGUUUCCUUUCAAUGUCGACAAAGUCUGGAGCCGACUGUCGACGCCCUUCCUCCCUUCCUCACCAGAGCAGCAGCAGCAGCAUCAGCAGCAACCGAUUACAUUCUUUACCGUUGUACCAACCAUCUGGUCGCGAAUGCUCCAGACGGCCGACAAGCUGCCCGAGGAGUCCCGCAAGGCGGCUUUUGAGGCUAUCCAACGCAAGCAUCUUCGACUCAAUAUCUCCGGCUCGGCCGCACUACCAACACCGACAAAGGCCGCUUGGACUGAGCUGAGCCAAGGCAAUAUUCUACUUGAGCGAUAUGGCAUGACGGAGGUUGGCAUGGCACUUUCCUGCGGUCUCUCCGAUAGCGAUCGGGUGGAUGGCUCAGUCGGCUGGCCGCUUCCUUCAGUACAGGCUCGUUUGGUCAACACAGACACGGGUGAUAUAAUCCCGGAAACUUCCCUCGGCGAAGAGCAUGCCGGAGAGAUUCAACUGCACGGGCCUACGAUCUUCAAAGAAUAUUUCCAGAAUCCCGAGGCUACGAAGAAGGAAUUCACCGAAGACGGGUGGUUCAAGACAGGCGAUAUCGCGUUUCGCCAGAAUGUUGAUGGUGCAGGAAGCGGAGCGAGCGGCGCAUGGGCCACAGGUCCAGCUUGGUUCAUCCAAGGUCGCAAAUCUGCGGACAUCAUCAAGACGGGUGGAGAGAAGAUUUCCGCACUCGAGAUCGAACGACAGCUCCUCUCUUUGCCAGAGGUCAGCGAGUGUGCUGUCGUCGGCCUACCGUCCGAAGCCUGGGGACAAAAGGCCGCUGCGAUUGUUGUGCUUACAGAGCAGGGCAAGACAGCCGGCAAGGGUGGCAAGCAAUGGAGUGCUCUCGACAUGCGUCGCGCGUUGAAAGAGAGGCUUGCGGCUUACAAGAUUCCUCAAGAUAUGGAAGUUGUGCAGGAACUGCCGCGAAAUGCCAUGGGCAAGAUCAACAAGAAAGACCUGAUCAGCAAGGUCUUUGGAGAUCCGACCAAGAUUCGAAGAAGGAGUAUCGAAGUGAAGGAGCAGAGAGAAGCAGCCAAGAACCAGUCUGGCGCGCAGUCAUAA